UAUUGGUGAGGGAAUCGCUCUAAGUGAAUGAUCGCGAUUCUGCAGCUUCAAUUGCGUGCAAUUUCUCUCUCUCUGGCUGCUUAUCAGUACUCCCUAAGCUUCUCACGCGUUCUUAUCACGUCGUGAAUCUUUGCUGCCCAAUCACAAGAUUCUCGAAAGUUUGCCCCCCACAGUUGGAUUUAUUUUUAUGCUUCUGCGCAUGAGCUCUAACCUCUUCCGGUUGAGCUAAUCAGUGUUCUUGUGAGAGAAAAAAAACUCCCACAGUGAGAGCGUGAAAAAAAGUGGCGGGAUUUUUCCAUGCCAAUUAGAAGAAAUUAAUGUCCGCACGGAAUUCCUUGAUGUAGUGUCCAAGAUCCACAAUGCUGAAGCGAACUUCCUUUUUUCCGCGUAUUUUCGCGGAAAAAUGCCUGGCGAGCACAAAAUACUGCCGACUAAUCCGUACUACCUCAUCGGAUACCUUCCCCACCACACGCCAAGUGGUGCCCGAGAAGGAUUUCUCCCUCAAACGUGCCCUAAUUGUGGCAAAACUGUCGCGGUAUGAAUUUGAGAAGCGUCGCUAUCCGGAUCUCAAUUCUACGCAGCUUGAGGAGAAGAUUCGCGGACGUGGCACAGACUAUGAUUCCCUCAUACACUUUAAUGAGAUGCACAGCAACUUCCGGAAAUCCGUCGUGGAUGCAUUUAGGCACUGUGGCGUGGAAGUUCGUGUGGUUGACAGACACUCAAUCACGAAGGAAUCCAUAACUUGGGCUGAUAUUAUUGUCCCAGUGGGUGGAGAUGGAACCUUCCUAAUGGCAGCUUCCCGGGCAGACUUUAUCAAUGCACCAACAGGACGAAAAGUUCCCGUUGUUGGCUUCAAUUCGGACCCGGAAUCAUCAGAGGGACGUCUGAUGCUGCCAAAGGUCUACUCGGCAGACACGAAGAGUGCCAUUGAGCGCAUUAUGAACCACAACUUCACGUGGAUGCAUCGAUCACGUAUUCGUAUAACGCAUUUAGCUUCCAAUGGCAAUCUCCCAGAGGCAAUUGAUCUUCACGAGCACAAAGGCAACAACAUGGAGCACCUAAGCCUCGAGCCGGAACUCCUGGAUUCGCACGAACAGGAGCUCUAUGAUGCCAAAGUGAAGAGAACCCUUCCGUAUCUUGCAUUGAACGAGGUAUUUAUCGGUGAAACUUUGUCGGCUCGUGUGUCCCAUUUACAACUCCGAGCUGAUGGAGUGGUCACCAACACCAAAUGCUCAGGAUUAUGCGUUUCCACGGGUACUGGAUCCACAUCCUGGCAUACAAGCAUCAACAGACUUUCACCAAAAAAUGUUGAAGAACUCUUGACCAUCUUGCGGCAGGGAAAUCAUCUUGUGGGCCAUUUAGAUGCAAAUGAGAUUGCCCGUGAGUACAACAGGCGAUUGGUCUUCCCACCUGAUGAUCCGCGUCUCUGCUACUCCAUCCGCGAAGAGAUUCGCGUGGGUGUAUGGCCAAAUCCCAAAGGUGGGAUGGAAUCCCGGGCAUUUGCCAGUAAGCUUUUCAUCCAGUCCCGAUGCUUAGACGCAAGUCUUGUGAUUGACGGCAGCAUUUCGUACCCAUUCAACGAUGGCGCCAAAGUUGUCCUGGAGACACGACCAGAAGAUGCUCUUCUCACCAUUUCAAUGGAUUGAUUCCCAUUUUGCAUGAAAAUUAUUAUACAUAGGAGCAAAAGAAAAUCGUUGUCGUUAAAUAAAUUAUUUUUCUACUUUUAUGUUUUCCCAGAUAAA
This is a messenger RNA of Lutzomyia longipalpis, 1742 nucleotides long. RefSeq names its product NAD kinase 2, mitochondrial (gene Nadk2). The record is from RefSeq and is a predicted model, not a curated record. Bases 360 to 1646 code for a protein of 428 amino acids. Gene Ontology annotation, molecular function: NAD+ kinase activity. NCBI's taxonomy places the organism in Eukaryota, Metazoa, Arthropoda, Insecta, Diptera, Psychodidae. The transcript is spliced from 6 exons. Gene Ontology annotation, cellular component: mitochondrion. Gene Ontology annotation, biological process: NAD+ metabolic process.